Molecule: messenger RNA, 2466 nt
Organism: Ceratitis capitata (Mediterranean fruit fly)
Lineage: Eukaryota; Metazoa; Arthropoda; Insecta; Diptera; Tephritidae
Product: paired box protein Pax-6
Biological process (GO): regulation of transcription by RNA polymerase II; anatomical structure development
Molecular function (GO): DNA-binding transcription factor activity, RNA polymerase II-specific; RNA polymerase II cis-regulatory region sequence-specific DNA binding
Source: RefSeq, a predicted model, not a curated record
CAAUCAGCAAACAAACAAACGGAUGCAUGUACCGUUGGCUGUAUUUUCCAGACACAACACAACGGCUGCAAAGUGCGAAAAGCGAUAUUCGAGACUCGAAUGCAAUUUAGACGGUGAUGCAAUAAAUUUGAAAAAUUUAACGAAGUCAUGUGUCAAAGAAUCUUAAGUUAGCAUAGUAUAACGCCAUAUAACGCAUAAUAUAACGCCAGUAAAAAAAUCCAUAUCUCCUACCAAUUUUGAAAAAUACUCGAAAAUGCCGCUUCAAUGAAACAAUUCCAGCGACUUGUAAUGAGUGAUAGUGCCCUUAGACAACAUUUAGAGUAUUGUGAAUAAGCAGUAAUAUAAAUCUAUACAAAACUAUAUGCAUAAAACUAACGGAAAGUUUGUUUAAAUUCGUGUAAAGUGAGUUAUCCGUACUCCGUCGUAAAACUGAAAGGCUGUGACUAUAACAAAAUUAACAUUGAAGCGGGCGAUGGCAAGGUGCAACAGCAGAAACAGAACGCAGGACUAUCAUUUCAAUUAACAAUAACUGAACAGCAGGUCGCAACAAACCCCGAAAAACAACUGCAACAACUAAAUCAUCGGCAUUUUUUUUAAAUUUCUCUACACAUACGAUCGGCACUAUUCGCACGCAUAUACUGAUCAAAGUCAGUAUCAACAAUAAUUCUACAAUCAUAUUUAUACGCAUGGAAAUUUCGCACAAAGUUUUAAUCAACACAGGCAAUUUAACAACAACAACAUAGAUCGCUAUCAACAAUAUCCAAACAUUAAAAACGAAUUAUCUACAACAACAGCAAUUAUCCAUACGACGUCAAAAAGUAAUUCUACUGAAAAUGUUUGCCCUACAAUCGACACCUUCCAUAGGAUCUGUCUUAUCCUCAUGGUCAGGCACAGUGAUCGAUCGCAUACCGCCACUCGAUGACAUGCCGCACAAAGACAAUGUUAUCGCGAUGAGAAAUCUGCCAUGUUUGGGUGUUGGUGUCGGUAGUAGUGGCGGAGGCAGCGGCGGCAUCGGCGUCAGCAGUUUAAGCGGCGUUGGCGUCGGUGACAGCGAUGGAAUCGGCGGUGGUGUCGGCGUGCCUAAUACGGGCAAAACAGCUGCGGUUGUCGCCGCCGCUGCUGCUGCUGCUUCUCUAGAUGCAACAACUGUCAUUGAGGCGCCCUGCUUAAAGCCACACACAACGCCGUCAUAUUUCGCAACAACCUAUUACCACCUAAGUGACGAUGAGUGUCACAGCGGCGUAAACCAGCUAGGAGGCGUGUUUGUGGGCGGCCGGCCACUACCAGAUUCCACGCGGCAAAAAAUCGUCGAAUUGGCACAUUCAGGUGCGAGACCUUGUGACAUAUCGCGCAUACUGCAAGUUUCGAAUGGUUGCGUCAGUAAGAUUUUAGGCCGAUACUAUGAAACUGGCAGCAUACGCCCGAGAGCUAUCGGCGGGUCUAAGCCACGUGUUGCAACGACGGAGGUUGUGAGUAAAAUUUCUCUCUACAAACGCGAAUGCCCGAGCAUUUUUGCAUGGGAAAUACGUGACCGGUUGUUGCAGGAAGGCAUCUGCACCAAUGAUAAUAUACCAAGUGUUUCCUCCAUUAAUCGAGUACUGCGCAAUCUUGCAGCUCAAAAGGAACAACAGCACAGCUCACUUUUAACAAAUGGCAAUAGUAGCAAUGGCGGCAGCGUGAGCAACACUCCUGGUAAUCUUAGUGCAGGAAAUCUCUCUGGCAGUACCACAAGCAAUGGUUCAGUUAGCGGCUCUAGCGGUGGGAGUGGUGGUGGGGAUAUACAGUUACACACCAUCAACACACCACUGAACUCGGACGGCAGCGUAGGUAGUAGCAAAGUUGGUGGGGGCGUCGCCGGGGAUGGUGAUGGCACUGCUGUCAGUGGUAUCGUUACAGAGGUAGUCUCAGACGCUAUGUAUGACAAGUUACGUCUUCUGAAUAGCCAUCGUCAACAUGGCGGAACCGGCACGUUACAUUCGUUAUUAGCUCUGCCCCCACCAAGUACAGGGGCCCAUCACCAUCAGCAACAGCAACAUCACCAUCAUCUGCCACAUGCCCACCCGCAGUCUGAUUCUCACAUGUAUAUCUCAGCCGCAUCUCUACCGUCACAACUUCACGCCGCACAUCCGUUAACCCAUACUGAUCACCACCACCAACACCACGCUUUUACAAAUCACAGUUGGCCUCCUCGACACUACUCUACCUCGUGGUAUUCACCGCCACUAACGAGCGGCUCUGGCAUAAGUACAUGUGGUAGUGGCGCAAUCGCCAGUAGUACGAUCAACGGAAGCGGUGGCAGCAUCUCAUCGCCCACUGAAAUUUUAAGCUCGGCAUUUGCAUCGGGCGUGCAGCCGUUGAGUCCGCAUGGAUCCCUUAAUGAUAAUGGUGUUAAUGGAAUCGCGAGUAACUUUUCCGCAGCCCAACAAAUCGGCCGCCCAAGAAGCGAUGAAAUAAUGCCCAAAAAAG